Messenger RNA from Dalotia coriaria, 499 nucleotides. RefSeq names its product NPC intracellular cholesterol transporter 2-like. Gene Ontology annotation, molecular function: sterol binding. Lineage: Eukaryota; Metazoa; Arthropoda; Insecta; Coleoptera; Staphylinidae. The coding region runs from base 12 to 476 and encodes 154 amino acids. The transcript is spliced from 4 exons. Gene Ontology annotation, biological process: sterol transport. The record is from RefSeq and is a predicted model, not a curated record.
AAGUUUUAAUCAUGAAACAGUUUUUCUGCGUCGCCGCCAUCUUGGUUUCGUUGGUUUCGGUAGCGAGAGCUACCGAAGUCAAUGUAUGUAAAUCAGGACUUCCUUUGCCUUAUGCAGUCACAGUGAAGGACUGUGACAAAGGACCAUGCAGUUUCCCACGUGACAGUCUUGUUGUCUGGAAUAUAACCUUCGAUGCACCGCAUGAUUUGGACACAUUCGAACCUAAAGUCCUGGCUACAGCAUUAGGACUUGAUAUAGACUACCCACUUAACGAGUCAGAGGGUUGCAAAGAACUCGUUGAUGAUGAGUGCCCUCUGGAAGAAGGACAGCGCGUUAUUUAUGCCACAACAAUGGAAAUUAAAAAAUCUUUCCCAACUAUUAAUGUUGGCAUUGAAAUGACCCUCUACACGCCCGAUGAAGACGGUAACAGCGUCGGUUUUACGUGUUUCCAGAUCGAUUGUAAAGUGACAGAAUAAAAAUCUUAUAUGAUAUUACGUAA